CAGGACCCUGGAGAUGUCCGCGGUGGAGCGGCUGAUCCCCGGGAAGGACCCUGCAGUGCUGCUGCGCAUGCCCGAAGAUACCUUCCGCGCCGUGGCACGCUCGCUGGCGCCGCGCGUGAGCUCCCGGCUGCUCGCGGCCGCCUGCGUGAUGCAGGCGCGCGUUGAGGGUGCCCAGCUGGCCCCCGGCGGCUACCUGGAGAGCGUGGCGGCGAGCGUGACGAACGGGGGCCCGCUGCCACAGGCGCCGGUGAGGUGGCCCCUGGAGGAGGUGCUGCAGAGCAUGGACCUGCUGGCGAGGGCCGCCAACGCGGAUCCGGAGCAGCCGCUGCUGCGGCUGGAGCUGGCGUGCUCCUGGGAGGAGUCUGGGCUGCGCUCCUUCGGGCCCGCGGGCGCCGCCGCCGUGGUGCGCCUGGGCUACCUGCAGGCGCGCCAGGCGCUCCACGCGUUCGCGGGCGGCCGCGUGGCCAAGGAGAGGUGGCCGCCGCCCUCCAGGAGCGCCUGGAGCCCGCCGCCCGGCUCGACGCCUGCGCCGCGCAGGCCCACGCUUCCAGCGCCGGCGCCACCUGCCCGGGAGGCCGCGUGCCGUCGGCACGGAUAG
Prorocentrum cordatum is the source of this 598-nucleotide messenger RNA. NCBI's taxonomy places the organism in Eukaryota, Dinophyceae, Prorocentrales, Prorocentraceae. The record is from the annotation of a GenBank genome assembly.